This is a messenger RNA of Paramecium sonneborni, 2986 nucleotides long. NCBI's taxonomy places the organism in Eukaryota, Ciliophora, Oligohymenophorea, Peniculida, Parameciidae. The record is from the annotation of a GenBank genome assembly.
AUGAAUUUACCUAAUAAAUCUAAAAAGCCUGAUAGAAUGAUGAGGACAUUAUUCAUAUCUUAGCCAAUUAUAUUUUAAUCUAAAGCCAUAAGCAAAAGUGAUAUGGUUUUGGAAACUGGUUAAGAAUCAAUUUCCACAAGACCUUAUAAUUUUUAGACUUUAGAAUCUUAGAGUAUUUAAUAGAAUGGAUUUGGAUUAAAUACAAAUAUAUUUUAUGAUAAUCUUAAUAUAUUAGAAAAUGAUUUAGGUAAGUUAAGAGUAUUAAAACCUGGAUAAGUAAAUCCUUUAUAUUCUUAGUCUUAAAAAUGUUCAACCUAAAAUAUAUUCUAAGGUAUAAAUAUAUACAUAUAUUCUAAGAUGCUGAAAAUGAAGAACGUAAAAAAUUUAUCGAUUAUACAGGAAUUCCUAGAUUUGAAAAAUUAAAAUAAGAUAAAUUAAUAAAGUAUUCAGUAGUUGGAUAUUAAUAAUUUCUUAAAACUCAUUAAGAAAAGAAAAAACAAUACGAUUAAAAAAAAAUCAAAAAUUAGAAUACAAAUAAUGGAAUCACAGAGGAUUCAGCUAUAGAAGAAUAGCUAUAAGUAAAGACAAGCUAAUUUAGUGAGAAAUUGAUAUAAUAAAGUAGAAAGACACCAAAAAAGAAUAGAGGAGAUUAGAAAUUUUUAAAUAAGAGAGAUUUAGUUUAAAUAAUGAGAGAUGCAGAAAAAAGAAUAUAAUAAGGCGAAAAAGAAUAAGAAGAAUAGGAAAGAAAAUUACCAUAAAAUAUAAGAAAUGCUAUCACAAGAGAAUAAAGAUCAAUAAAAAAGCAUGAAGAAGUAAAAUCUUUAUGGGAAAAUCUUAAUAUUUAAGUCGCCUCAAAUUGUUUUCGAAAACCUGAAGAAACUAUUAUGGCUAGAUCUGAUUAAUAUAGAGAAAAAAACUAAAUGGUAUAAGCAUUAGAAUUAUGUAAAGGGGAUGAUGAAAAAAAUAAUAGCCGUUACUGGUAUUUAAGAUUAAGAUGGUAUGAUCAUAAAGAUUCAAGACCUCCAUUUACAUUAUUGACUUCAAAAAAUUAAUAAUAAAGUGAAAGAAAAUUUGAAAAUAGACUUACAAAUAGAUUUGUAACAGAUACUGAUGCAGAAAGAUUAUAUCAAUAGUAAUAAUUUGUUUUAUCAGAUAUUUAAUCUAAUUUUAAUGCUAAAUUAGUCGAAAAUCCUUUUAAAUAAGUUGAAACUGUUAUAUCUCAGUAAAAAUUAAAGUCACAAUAACUCACUAGUACAGAUUAAUUCAAUUUUUAAGAAUCACCUAAAUCUAAAUUAUAUUCAACCAAAUUGGAAUCUAUGUAUCAUUAGAAAUUGAAAGGUAAACCGAAAAAUAAAUUUGCUGAUUGUCAAGAUUAUUUAAGUUUAACAGGAGAAAAUUAAUUUAAAAGAGAACUAAGAAUGUUAAAAAGAGAGUAAUAACAAGAAUUUAAGAUAGCAGAAAUUCCAACUGAAGAAUAAGAGUUGGUUAUAAAUACUUGGAAUACAAGGAAUUUAGCUAAAUCUGGUGAACAGAUAUUGUUUUGAUUAUAAUAUUUAUUUUAACGAAUUUAUAAAUGUCAUCUAUUGAAACCUAAUAAGAACUAUGUAAAUUUUUUAUAUUAGUAAUAAAUGGCAUGAGGUAUAUUAAAUAAUAUAAAUAGAGACGAUUAGAAAAGUGUUUAGAAUUCAUAUAAGAAAUUACAGAUAAUAAAUAUAUACCUCCAUUUUUUUAAAAUUCAGUUUGUAGAUUAGAGCAGCUUUAAAUUUAUUUAAAAUCAUAUGGGAUUGAUACAUAAGCUUAUGAAUUAAAAGACAUGAUUGGUAGAUUAGGAGGAUUUGAAGAUAGAUUAUUAUUUAGUUAGUUUUAAGAUAGAUAUUUGAGAUUACCUGGUAAUGUUUAAAAAAAAGAAGCAGAAAUAUCUUUUAUUAGAUUACUUUAUGAAGAAAUAUAGUUAGAAAGAUAAUUAGAUGAUUAAAGAGUAAGAAUUUUUAGAAGAUGGGAUUAUAAUUAAGAAAUUCUUUUUAAUAAGUUAUGCCCUGGAAGUAAUGCUGUAGAUUUUAAUAAAAUGAGAAAGUUUUUUAUACGUAUUAGAUAGAAUUUGAAUGAUGAAGAUAUAAAAUUAUUAUUAAAAAGAGUUGGAAAUGGAGAUGGUACAAUAAUGAGUUUUGAAGAUUUUAGUUAAGCACUCAAAACAUAGAAAUAGAGAGCUUAAGAAAAGAUUUAAAUUCCUAUUAUGAAAAAUAGUAUACUUUUAAAUAAACAAAAUAAUAAUUCCAAUUAUAUGGAUAAAUUUAGAAAAAGAUACAAACCUCUAUAAACCUAAUAAUCUUUUAUAUAAAAAGAUGGUUGUUAAACUCCAAGAGCAAAAACACCAACUCCUAGUAGGAAUACAGAACCAAAAUUAGCAAGAACGAAGACACCAAAUCAAUUAACAGAAUAAAAGUCUUUUAUAAAUGAAAAUAAAGCAAUUAAUAAUCUUAUGUCAAUAUACUUAAAUUAAUAGAGAUGUUUAUAAAAUGUUAUGAUUUAAUUAGAUGAAGUUGUUCUACUAAAAUCUUUGAAUUAAAAUGAUUGGCAUAAACAAUGGUAAACUUUUAGUGUGAACUCAUAAGAUAUAUCUUAUGAUUAUUUUAUUAACAUUUUAACUUAUUAUGAUAAAAGAUUACCAUUUAAAGAUAAAAUUGAUAUUAUUGACUUACCUGUUUCUGCUCUUACAAUUGCAGAUAAUCUUUUCUAAUUAUUAAGAGACUAAGAACUUCAAUUACAAAAAGCAAGAAUAUAGUAUCUUAAAUAAGAUUAAGUUAACUCUUUAGAUAUAUAUUUUGUUAAAGGUUACAUGGAUGUAUUAGAUGUAUUUCAAAUAUUACAAAAAUCAACAAUAACUAAUGUUAGUUUAUAAGAUGCAGAACUUAUUAUAGCAAGGUUCAAUAAUUUUAAUGGAUAAAAAUAAAUUACAAAAGAAGUGUUUCUAAAUGAAAUUAAUUGA